UAGAGAGUUCAGUCAGGUGCCUAGAGCUGUCCUGUGGCCUCUCCGGCUCAGCAUGGCUCAGGCACUGGGAGAAUCAGUUGCACUGGGGUUGUUGGGCCUGUGCUGGUCUCUGGCCAUUGCCCAUCCUCUUCCUCCGGCUAGUGCCCCUGGGAACGGAGCUGAAGGUGGGAAUGGGGUCAAGCUGGACCCAGACGUGCUCGAACGCUGCUCAGAUGGCUGGAGCUUCGAUGCUACCACCCUGGAUGAGCAUGGGGCCAUGCUGUUUUUCAAAGGGGAGUUCGUGUGGAAGAGUCACAACUGGACCCGCGAGUUAAUCUCAGAGAGGUGGAAGAAUUUCAACAGCACCGUGGAUGCCGCAUUCCGCCACAGUCACGACAGCAUCUUCCUGAUCAAGGGGGACAAAGUCUGGGUGUACCCUCCUGAGAAGAAGGAUAAAGGAUAUCCAAAGUUGCUCCAAGAGGAGUUUCCUGGAAUCCCGUUCCCACUGGAUGCAGCUGUGGAAUGUCACCGUGGAGAAUGCCAAGAUGAGGGCAUCCUCUUCUUCAAAGGUAACCGCACGUGGUUCUGGGACUUUACUACGGGAACUGAAAAGGAGCGUUUCUGGCCGGCCGUUGGGGACUGCUCCUCUGCCAUGCGAUGGAUCGGCCGCUACUACUGCUUCCGGGGUAACCAGUUCCUGCACUUCAACCCCGUUUCUGGAGAGGUGAAUUCCAAGUACCCUCUGGAUGUCCGAGACUACUUCAUGCCCUGCCCUGGUCAUGGACACAGGAAUAGGACCAGCCAUUGGAAUACUACCCACCAUGGCCAUUGGGAUGUGCCCUGUGGCACAGAUAUAGCCUUGUCUGCACUGCUAUCUGACAACCAUGGUGCCAUCUAUGCCUUCAUUGGGUCCCACUACUGGCGCCUGGACACCAGCCGAGAUGGGUGGCAUAGGUGGCCCAUUGGCCAUCAGUGGCCCCAGGGUCCUUCAACAGUGGAUGCUGCUUUUUCCUGGGAGGAUAAACUCUAUCUGAUCCAGGGCACUCAGGUGUAUAUCUUCCUGACAAAGGGAGGCUAUACUCUAGUAGAUGGUUAUCCAAAGCAGCUGGAGAAGGAACUUGGGAGCCCUCCUGGCAUCAGCCUUAGGGCUGUGGAUGCAGCCUUUACGUGUCCUGGGUCUUCUCGGCUCCACGUCAUGGCAGGACGGCGGCUGUGGUGGCUGGACCUGCAAUCAAGAGCUCCAGCAACAUGGACGGAGCUUCCUUGGCCCCAUGAGAAGGUUGAUGCGGCCCUGUGUGUGGAUAAGUCCCUUGGCCCUCACUCGUGUUCCGCCAACGGUCUCGGCUUGUACCUCAUCCAAGGCUCCAAUUUGUACUGCUUCAGUGACUUGGAGAAACUGAAUGCAGCCAAGACCCUUCCCCAGCCCCAGAGAGUGAACAGCCUCCUGGGCUGCAAUCAUUGAGAGGCCUCCUGACGUAAGUCUGGCCCAGCCCCUUCUCCCCAUUUUCCUUACAAUAAAGCCAGAGUGCUUCUUCUCUUGAAUCAA
Molecule: messenger RNA, 1525 nt
Organism: Ceratotherium simum simum (southern white rhinoceros)
Lineage: Eukaryota; Metazoa; Chordata; Mammalia; Perissodactyla; Rhinocerotidae
Source: RefSeq, a predicted model, not a curated record